AUGGGUCCGAUUGAAAAUGAACUUGCUCGACACUCUUUUUCUGCCAAUACCAUACAAGAUGACAUGCUCCCUUUCAUGAUCAUUAAUCAUCUUAAUGAGAUUGGCAAUAGCAUGGAGGACUCUAACGGCAAGUGGACAGUAAAGUCAUUUACAGUUCAAAAGGAAAACAACUACCUCCAACUGCAAAGAUCGCUUGCAUCUGAGCAUAAAGUGGCAGUUGUUAAUGAGGAAGUUGAAAAUGAAACAAAUACAGUUGUUAAUACAACACUUCAUCAUCAAAGAGAAGACUUAGAGCAGUUGAUGGAUGUGCCAGAAAUUGAUGAAGCCAAAUUACAAGUGAUUAGUGGUUUACUUGAGGAAGCAAUGAAUUGUAUAGACACUCUUAGAAAUGCAAACUCUUCCCGCUUUAGAAAUCUUAAUACACAAAGAUAA
Molecule: messenger RNA, 432 nt
Organism: Phycomyces blakesleeanus NRRL 1555(-)
Lineage: Eukaryota; Fungi; Mucoromycota; Mucoromycetes; Mucorales; Phycomycetaceae
Exons: 3
Coding region: 1-432 (143 amino acids)
Source: RefSeq, a predicted model, not a curated record